AUUGCUGUAUACAAGGCACUCUACAGAUUGUUCGGAGGAUUUGUUGCAGAUGUGGUUGCCGCCAUUGAUCAGGCAGUUCAUGAUGGUGUCGAUAUUCUAAAUCUUUCGGUGGGCCCCAACAGUCCCCCAAGUAAUACGAAGAUUACUUACCUAAACUCUUUCGAUAUAACCCUUCUUUCGGCUAUGAAAGUUGGAGUAUUUGUCGCUCAGGUAGCUGGGAAUGGAGGCCCUUCACCUAAGACUAUGGUGUAUUACAGCCCAUGGAUAACAACUGUAGCUGCUGCAGUUGAUGAUCGACAAUAUAAAAAGCACUUGACUUUGGGAAAUGGAAAAAUUUUAGCUGGACUUGGUUUGUCGCGUAAGUUUCAUCCGGAGCUCCAUCCUGGAGGCUGUGUCGUGCAGGAUACCGAUGAUUGGGUGGCCGAUAUACGCAGAGCAGAGGAUGAACAAGCUCGGGGCAUGCACCUAUUCUUGCUAGAGAGAUUUCUUGAAUCUGAUGAUAAGAAUGGUCGUGUUCGGCUUGAGAAAACUGUUCUAAAAGGAGAUGAUGAAUUGAAGCAAGUUGCAGUAGGUACAGGGGUAUAUGAGGAUGUGUCAUGCGGGCAACUGCUGAAGAGUAUAGGUUACAAAUCAAUACCCAUUAAUGGUUUACCUUUUGAUAACUACAAAGGAAUUGUUCCAAAUCAUGGAGGGCGUGUAUUGGUUGAUGCUUCACAAGAUCAUAUGCAAUACGAGGCCGGCUUAUAUAUGUGUGGAUGGUUAAAGAGAGGACCAACUGGAAUUAUUGCCACAAACCUUUAUUGUGCCGAGGAA
This is a messenger RNA of Striga asiatica, 813 nucleotides long. Lineage: Eukaryota; Viridiplantae; Streptophyta; Magnoliopsida; Lamiales; Orobanchaceae. The record is from the annotation of a GenBank genome assembly.